AUGCUCUCACAUCGGAGUGUCUCUAUUGCACUGCGUCCACCAGUUGUCUGUCACAACUCUAUUCGCCAUGCCCCGAACUUUCUUGCGCGCCAGCAGACGAAAGGCUUAGCGACUACUACAGCACCGAGCGACUUGGGUAGCACAAUGCCACCAAAUUAUGUGGCUCGUGUUGGACAGCUCAAGACGUUCACUUUGCCCGAGAAGGCCACCGGAUCUCCCGGAGACGUCGAAAUGGGAAAGGCGUUGAUCAACGCGUGGCGUGAAGACGGUAUCCUUCAGAUUGCAAUGAAUCCCAAGCAGCAGGAUCUCUUUAAUAAAGCGUUUGCUGCCAGUAAACGGUUCUUUGCUCUGCCUCCCAAUGUAAAGGCUAAUUGUGUGGACACUCAGAGCUACGCAGGCUAUAUAGCCUCUGGGGAAGAAAUUACAGAUGGCAUUGCUGAUUAUUCAGAGAUCUUUACGGUCACUAAGGAUCUUCCUCUGGAAGAGCCUAGAGUGGCAGCUAAGUGGCCUUGCCAUGGUCCUUGCCCUUGGCCAGAUAUCGAUACGAAGGCCCCUAUACAAGAGUAUAUGGACUCCUUGGGUAGUAGCGGGGAAACGCUCCUGCAGUUGAUUGAACACGGACUCAGUCUGGAGCCUAAGACUCUGACCUCCUUAACCAAGGAUGGAUGGCACCAUCUCCGUACCCUGAGGUUCCCUCAACACAACAAGACUAACGGGAAAGGAAAAGAUGGCCGCGGCAUUGGGUCUCACACGGACUACGGUCUCUUGGUCAUUGCAGGCCAGGAUGAGGUUGGAGGCCUAUUUAUUCGGCCACCUUACUCCGAUGAGAAGCUCGAGAAUUGGAAGAGCAGCGCUGCUGGCUUCCGCGAACAUGAUGAUCGAUGGACCUAUGUACCUCCUGUACCCGGAGUCUUCACAGUCGGCCUGAAUACCCGCGAGCGAUACGCCUUUGCCUACUUCCAUGAGCCUAGCUUCCAAGCUGAGAUCUCCCCAAUCGCGAAGCUUUAUGAUGGCAAGCCUCCAGAUGAAAAGAUCCAUUACGGAACCCACUUCACAAACAUGUUCAUGAGGAACUAUCCAGACCGGGUUACAACAGAGAGGAUUUUAAAGGAGGACCGAUUGAAGUUGUUGGAUCUGCCUGAGCUGAGAACCCAAUAG
This is a messenger RNA of Penicillium mononematosum, 1158 nucleotides long. RefSeq lists its product as uncharacterized. Gene Ontology annotation, molecular function: dioxygenase activity. Lineage: Eukaryota; Fungi; Ascomycota; Eurotiomycetes; Eurotiales; Aspergillaceae. The transcript is spliced from 4 exons. The record is from RefSeq and is a predicted model, not a curated record. The coding region runs from base 1 to 1158 and encodes 385 amino acids.